UGCCGGGUGGCGAAAAAUACACGUCAGAGCUUCCUGAAAUUUCCGAAGAUCACCUCGCAGACUCAUGUUAUGCCGAGGAUUGAGUACAUCCUACGACCACUGCUCGACCCAGCAUAAUAAUGUCUGCGACUGCUGGAGCCCAGGUGCCUCAGGCUCAAUUUGAUGCUGCUACUCAGAGAGAGCUUCAAGAAUUCAUCGACCAAGAACAAGCGAAGGCCAAGAUGGCGGCUACAGUGCACGAGCUGACAGACACAUGCUGGAAAAAGUGCGUGACCGGCUCUAUCAGCAGCAAGUUCUCCAGGAACGAGGUGUCAUGUCUCGAAAACUGUGUCGAUCGCUUCCUCGAUACCAGCUUCUACAUCUUGAACGAGGUCAAGCAACAGAGAAAUCAACUGCAUUGAACGAGACUAGACUAUACAAUUCACAGCAUGUAGCAUACAUC
Kockovaella imperatae is the source of this 442-nucleotide messenger RNA. Its product is annotated as Tim10/DDP family zinc finger-domain-containing protein. NCBI's taxonomy places the organism in Eukaryota, Fungi, Basidiomycota, Tremellomycetes, Tremellales, Cuniculitremaceae. The record is from RefSeq and is a predicted model, not a curated record. The transcript has 5 exons. Bases 120 to 401 code for a protein of 93 amino acids.